Anastrepha obliqua is the source of this 2551-nucleotide messenger RNA. RefSeq names its product homeotic protein proboscipedia (gene pb). The record is from RefSeq and is a predicted model, not a curated record. Gene Ontology annotation, molecular function: DNA-binding transcription factor activity, RNA polymerase II-specific; DNA binding. Gene Ontology annotation, biological process: regulation of DNA-templated transcription. Lineage: Eukaryota; Metazoa; Arthropoda; Insecta; Diptera; Tephritidae. The transcript is spliced from 6 exons. Bases 1 to 2340 code for a protein of 779 amino acids.
AUGGACGCAGACGGUUCAAGCCCACAUGUUAACAUCAUUAAUCAUGACAUUUCAGGGCUGACAGCGGUGGCCGAUCAGCGGCGCAUCACUGAGACGUUGAAAGAAAAGCAUUUUUUUGUUUUGAGUGCAACAAUAGCCGAGUUUGCGGCAGCAACAGAGGCAAUGACAGCGGCAACGGCAGCACACCACCAACAACAAGAUAAAUUUGCUCAACAUCACAGUCCGCAUUUAACUGAAUUCGUUCCAGAAAAUGGCCUCCCCCGACGUCUGCGCACUGCCUAUACCAAUACACAACUGCUGGAACUCGAAAAAGAGUUUCAUUUCAAUAAGUAUUUAUGCCGGCCCCGGCGUAUUGAAAUUGCAGCGAGCCUAGACCUGACCGAACGACAGGUCAAGGUGUGGUUUCAAAAUCGCCGUAUGAAGCAUAAGCGUCAAACUCUUUCCAAGACCGAUGAUGAAGACAACAAAGACAGUCUAAAAGGUGAUGAUGAUCAGUCUGAUAGUAACUCCAACUCAAAGAAAUCAUGUCAAGGCUGUGAACUGCCAUCAGAUGAUAUACCAGAUUCCACCUCGAAUUCACGAGGGCACAACAACAACACACCGAGUGCGACCAACAACAAUGCGAGCGCAGGAAGUUUAACGCCUAACUCCACCCUUGAAUCAGGUAUUUCAUCGAAUCUCCUCGGUAGCUCAACGGUGUCUGCCUCGAAUUUAAUAAGUGCCGAUUCAAGUGUGGCUUCCAGUGUCAGCUUCGAAGAAGACCUCGACGAGAGUCCCAUUAAAGUGAAGAAAAAAGAUGACAGUCAAGUUGUCAAAAAAGAAGCAGUUUCCACGUCCACCAAAGCAUCACCGUUCUCUUAUGAUUCUCCUACGGGGGUCAGCAAUGCAAAUGGCGGAAAUAACAACAAUGCCAUUAUGUCGGCUGGUGGUGGUGGAUACCGUCGGAACUCAGACACCUCGUCACACAACAGCCAAACGACAGCGAAUUCGAAUAGUGGCCCCAAUAGUGAAGGUGGUCCGCGGAGAAAACGAUUCCAAAAUGUCAACAAUGCGAACGCGGCAAAUAUUAACGAUGCCGGCGGUCGAGCUGGAAUGGCCACAUAUUUUCAUGGGGGCUACUAUCCGAAGCAUAGCCUUCAACCAGAGCAGCGACCCCACCUUCAUCAUCAGCUACAGCAACAUCAACAACCACAAAUGCAGCAACAAUCCCAGGCGCAAGUUCAGUUAACGCAAACUCAGUCGCCACACAACUACUACGGCAAAUAUGACACUGAAUUCGCCGCAUCGGGGUCUCCACAGCAUCGACAAAAUCUGACAUUGCCAAUGCCACCACAACACAAGCUACAGCAAAUGCCUAAUAACAACCAAUUAAACCAUCAACAGCAUCAGCCGAAUGGUGAAUAUCGAAGUCCCAAACCGGAUUUCAUCAGCAAACUUUCACCAGACAUGCACAAUGUUAAACUUCAACACGAGUUCCAGGCUGCGAAACCAACGGCAACUAAUGCAUUCCACCUUCCGCAAACACAUCAGCAAUCACACGCACCACCACAUCAGCAAGCUUUCUACAGUCAUGGUGGUGAACCCGGCCCGCCGCCAGGUGUCGCUGGGCACUACAUGAAUUAUAAUCACCAUGCGGUGGACAAUGGUAGCGGUUACAUGCAUCCUCAGCACCAUGAUGGGGAAUUUGAGGUGACUUCUCUGAAUACAGGGAGCAGCUAUUACGAAGCCAAGACUCAAACCGCAAGUUAUUAUGACCACUUGAACUUCCAACAGCAACAACAUCAGCAAUCAAUUCAUUCCGAGUUUCACCAGCAUCAAGCGCAACAAGCGCAUGACACUCAUCAACUCCAACAACAACACCAUCCGCAUAUAGGUGGCAUAGCUGCAGAAUACAUGGCCGAUGGCUCGCCACACGUGAAGAUAGGAGUGGCGGCAGAGCCGACAACGGCAGCGGCAGAUAUGUACAUCCCGCCAAAUGCCAGCGCUCUAGGUGUACAAAUGGAAAACUGCGACGGCAGCUAUGGUAGCUUCGCCAGCUAUUACGAGAAUGGACCGCCACAAAUGCAGCCGGAACCGACCAUGCCACCGCACCACCAUCCACAUCUGCACCCGCAUCACCAGCCGCCAACAACGCAUAUGAACAUAGGCGCCAAUAACUUUCCCAUUAACGGGAGCACGCCAGCUAAUGCUCCAGCAUAUCCAAUGACCGGCAAUGGUGGACCCGGCACUGGUACUGGCGGCAAUCUCACCGGCAUGGAGAACUCAAACAGCUCAUCGGACUUUAACUUCCUCAGCAAUCUGGCUAAUGAUUUUGCACCUGAAUACUAUCAGUUAAGUUAGUUCAUCUAAAGCGGUUGAAAGGCAAUUUUAGAACGGCUACACUACACAUUCAUAAGUGCAUACAUACAUAUGUACACAUAUACGUGUGUGUGAAUGUAUAUGCUGUGUAUUUAUAUGCGGGGUAAGAUUUCCUCACGCUAACUCGAAAGUAUCUAAACUCCAAAAAUUAAGAAGUGGCAAAAAGGUGUUUAACAUCUACAAGCGAAACGAU